Molecule: messenger RNA, 5022 nt
Organism: Ciona intestinalis (vase tunicate)
Lineage: Eukaryota; Metazoa; Chordata; Ascidiacea; Phlebobranchia; Cionidae
Source: RefSeq, a predicted model, not a curated record
AUAUACCUAUAUUUUGCGUAAUAGGCCGGUUGAAAUACUCCAAGGCCCCAACGCAAAGAAGCACAAUAGGCCAAACUAUUAGUUACAGUUAGCUGCAAUAUUUAUUUAAUAGAGUGUUGGUUCUGAAAAAUGAAGCUACAUAGUUUGACUGUAGUUGCAUUUGGAAUUUUAUUUGGAAAUUUUGCGUUGGGUCAGACUCUUCCAAACUGCUUAGAGGAGCAAACCUUAUACACAUACACCGACUGUGAUUCUGAUGGUGGAAGAUGGAGAGUGCAAGUUCCAAGAAACCCUGAUGUUUGUUCUAUUACACAACCAGCAACCCCACUUCGAGGGAAAAACUGCGGUUUUGCAUGUGAGGCUGGCAAAUACCUUGAUCUUGCUUCACAAGAGUGUCAUAAAUGUCCACAAGGAACAUUUUCACUCGGCAGUGGCGUCCGUUUUGAUGCCUGGGAUGUACUGCCUAUGGGAUUUGAGACAUAUGCAGAGUCAGUGGCUUUCGCACAAUAUGGAUACCAUUCAAAAAAUAACAACUGCAGCAUGUCUGGAUGGAAGCCCGCAGGUCAAUACAUCGUAUCCAACAAAGAUGACUGUACCAGCUCACUCAGUUUUAAUGUUGAGUUAAAGCAAAAAGGCUCGGUGUCGUUCACAUACCAAUACUCUGACCCUGACGUAGUGUUUCAUUUUUAUGUCCAAAACGACAUGUGCCAAACCAUACAUGAUCACUCUAGGAACGUAUUUCUCAACACAACUGGUACAGAGCUUAAGAAAUGGAAGGCUGACUUGGAACCUGGUGCAUACAUCCUAUAUUGGAAAACCACUGGGAUUAUGGUUGGUAACCACAAGACACUUGACCCAGUCAAGAUAAGCGUGAUUGAGAUAACAGGUGUUUCAUAUUCCACGGAAUGCCAUAAGUGUCGGCCGGGUUACUACGCCGCUAAAUCUGGCUCACGUUGGUGCGAGUUGUGUCCAGUGAACACUUUUAGUGACCGUGGUGCACACGAGUGCUCCCCGUGCAACUUGGACUUACAGUACGCGCCAAUUGCGUCAAGCGAGUGCAAAAGUCGACCAGCUUGUAAAGAAAAGGAUUAUUUUGCAACGCAUUCUGAGUGUGAUUCUAAGAAAAUGACAAAGAAAAUGUACAAGUGGAUUGAACCAAAAGUUUGUUUGGACUCGUUGCCGGAUUCUGUUUCACUUCCUCCAUCCGGCCAAGAAGAAGAAUGCUCUCCCUGUAACCCUGGUUUAUAUCCUUCAACCAACUCAACUUGUAAACCAUGCCCAGCUAACACUUUCUCUGAUGGCUCCCACGAGUGCCACGCGUGUCCUGCCAGCACCAAACCACACUAUGGAUUCUUUAACUUAUGGUGGCAACAACUACCUGCAAAUAUGAAGACUUCAUGUAUAGGGCUCUCAAAGUUAGAUUGCAGCCAGAAAAGGGGUUGGGAAGCAGCUGGAGAUGAAGUUAGGACGGUAUCCAUUGACUCUGGUGAAGCUUAUCUUAUUUUAGUGAUGUCACUGCAUGGGUUUAUUGAGAAAUUGAAUGAAAAAGAGUUUGGUCGAAUUACUUUUGCUUUCCAACUGGACUGUGACGGAGAAUGCCAGCUCUAUUUUAUGAAGGACAUACGAAAUGUUGGAACAAAUGUUGUCGAAAGUUGGAGAAAUGAACAACUCAAGCAAACAUAUACAUAUUCAAUCACCAGCAAUGAGAAAGAUGUCUCAUUUACAUGGGCCUUUCAAAAAAGCAAAGGGAACCCAACGGACACUGCUCGUGUUUUCCUUGUCAACGUCACAAACACUGUCGGUAGCUCAGCGGACAGCUGUACACAGUGUGCGGUGGGACAAUCAGGAGGCGACAAAUGCAUUCCCUGCCCCAAAGGGAGUUUCAUAGACCCAACCACAAAGCAGUGUGUGGCCUGUAGUGGUAACAACAGGCUAAAACUGGAUAAAACCGGUUGUGAGCCUUGUGGUGUUGGUACAAAGACAAAUAUGCAACAUACAUAUUGCACCAAUGAUUGCUAUUUUAAUUCUCCAACUACAAACCGUCAAUACAACUUCACUGGCCUCCCAAGAACCUAUACUGCUGUCACUGUUCCAAGUUUCACAAGUUCGGGGCGAAAAUACAACCAUGUUUAUAACUUCAGUCUGUGUGGAAAUCAGGGCGUAGGUUCUGCAGAAUGCAUUGAUAAUAUAACAGCAGCAAACCAGUUUUCAAGUGAAAAACCAAGUGACAGUGUAAUGGGGAUGGUGUGUAGAUCAACUGCUGUCAUCAUGUAUGGCAACCAACAAGACCAUGUUACUGUUCAUUCUCAGCCCACGUUAUUUUCCACUGCCCUUUCCGAAGUAACACAGAAAGUCAAUGAAACUAAACCACCGUUCCCAAAAGAUGAGACUACAGACUUACCUGAUGUAGUUUACCACAUGCUUCACAAUGAUGCUCAUGAUCACACAAAUGAGUGUCCUCAUGGUCGUCAUAGUUACAUUCAUAUGAGAUGUGAUCCAACUAUUGCUGAUGAAAAUGGAAUCGUGAAUAUGCAGCCACAAUGUCCUGAUGGUACUUGCAAUGGAUGUGAUUUUUACUUUUUAUGGAGGACUCCAUUGGCGUGUCCUCUUUGUGUAGAGGAUGAUUACGAGGAAGUAGCAGGAGGGUGCUCCCAUGGAAAACUUACCACCAAAUUUUUGUGGAAGACUUACCCACGCAGAUGCAGAGGAGGGGUUCCUCUUCCCGCAUCCAAGGUGGAAGACUGUCAGGACAUCCUCUUCUUCGUGGAGAUUGGAAUUAUAGCAGGAAUUGCUCUUCUAACUCUCAUGUGCACUGCUGUAUGUUGUUUAUGGAAGAAAAGCAAAAAGUUAGAAUAUAAGUACCACCGCUUAGUAAUGGACGCAAGUGGCAAGAAUGGGGAAUUACCAACAGCGGAUAGUUGCGCAUUAUCCGACAGUGAGUCAGAUUUUGAUGACCAAAGCGACGAAGUGGUUUUCCAGAAAAAGAAAGCAAGACUCUUUGGAAAGACCAAUAUGAACGACUACGAAAGCGUGACCCUUCAACCCGUAACCACUGGUGUGUGACCGUUGACCCCUGAUGCAUUUUCGACCCAAAACUUAAAAAAAAUAAGUUUUUUCACGGUGCAAGCAUUUUUAACCCAUUUUAUAAUUUGUAACCAUAUAUAUAGUACUGUAGCUACAUUUCCUAACCACUGUCUGACAAAACACAUAUCCAAAAAUUCCCACUGAACAUACACCCAUUACUGUACUAUAGGCAUUUUCCGAAAUUUUAAUUCAUUUUUCUGCUGUAAAUUUCAACCACUCUUGCCCCUAGCUGGUAUAAAUCAAGCAAAAUUCAUGCCACAUCCAAAAAAUAAAUGCUCCCUGGGUUAAAUAGGUUUAAAGAUCCAAUUUACUCCAUUUUUUUACCAAUCUAUACAAUUUCUUCAAUCAAUUUUUACUGACUGCUUACACCACUACUUAUUUUAACUAAAAAUCUUCAAAAACCUAAUCUUCAAUGUUCACAUAUACAUUCCUACAUUCUAUCCAAUUCACAACCAGUUUUUACAAUAAUCCUAAAGUGCAAUUUUUUCCGCUGGUGCAAAAAUCCGAAUUACUUUUUUUUCCGAAUAUCUACAUGCAGUUACUGAUAGCUUUGCACACAUUAAGCUUCAUUAUCAAACACUUUGAGAUUGUAUUAUACCGUCCGAAUAACACAAGUGGCCCUGCAUUUUACCCUAUAUACCCGUUUUGUAAAUAUAGUCUAUAAUAUACAUGUAUAUUAGGGUGGGGAAAGAUGGGACAUAUUUUAUUCUGUUUUUUUUGCCCCAUGUGGUGGUAAUCAAAGAAAAUUCAAACAGUUAUUAACCAUAUCUUCAUGACUUCCAUAGACCAUAGUUUAAAAUACAAUUAGGAUAUUUAUAUAUUAUGUAAUAAUGGUGUCCUACUUCCCCCACAGCACCCUAUACUUAACCAUGCAGUCUUCAAAUGCUUUUUUUGCACAGUCAUUCCAAAACUUGAAAUUAUCUGUCUUCAAUUUACUAACUCGUGCCAUAUCGAAAAACUUUGUAUAUUUGGUUGGGGUAAGAUGGUUCAUUUUUUAUCAUCUCAUUUGGUAGUAAACGAAGAAUAUAUUCAGAAAUAUAUAACUGUAAUAAUAAAAAUCUGCUUAAGAUAAAAUGUGCUAAAGAAAUUCAUCUUACCCCACCUUUCUGUAAUAAAACAUUUUCAAUCUAAAAAUCGCUAAUUCCACAUAAUGUACUAACUUUGCGGAAUUUUUAAGUUUUUUUGUAAAGCCACCCAUUUUUCUUCUAUCCUAAAAUGAAAUCAAAGCUCCACAAAAUAACCUUAAAAAAAAUCUGCUCUGCAAAAGUCAGAAACCUUGUUACGUUAGACGACAAUUCAGUCAUUCUUCAAAAGUUAAUUUUUUUACGUUUUUUAAACUAAUAACUUGUCAAACCUGCUCCGUUAGUCGUGUGUCUUGUCCGUGUGUAUUAUACCUGUAUAUCAUUGCUAACAUCCAAACCUGUUUUUAUCUUUACAGUUGCACUCCAAAAAUCCCAUUCCGAAUUUUAAUAUUUUUUAACCUUUUAAAUCAUGACUAAAAAUCCGAAUCGUUCCGUUUUCGAUUUUUUGUAUACUUUUUUUCGUUUUAAGCAAUGUUCGUUUGUGUGCAGUAGGCGUUUGGUGUUAAAGGAAUAUAUGAAAACAACGUGUUGUUCUUAUUAACUCUGCAUAGGGUUGCUGCCUCUCUGGCAAAAUAGUUUGGCACUCGACUGUAGACCAGAAGAUUUGGGUUCGAAACCCAACGUUGCUACCAUUGAGGGCGUAUAUGUCUUCUGGCAAGACACUUAACGGAAAUUUCUCCUGCCCAGUGGUCACUUAUAGGUUAUUCUAAUUGUCAGUUGUACUCAUUUGGGCUCGAUGUAUAAUGAAACAGAACACCCCAUGUUAUAACGAUUGUUUUUAGGUUUUUGUAUAUUGAUUCGAAAAUGCGCACGUAACAUUUCAUAAUCUUUUUAAAUAAAAAUACUUAGCGGCUCCAUA